Messenger RNA from Miscanthus lutarioriparius, 1959 nucleotides. Lineage: Eukaryota; Viridiplantae; Streptophyta; Magnoliopsida; Poales; Poaceae. The record is from the annotation of a GenBank genome assembly.
AUGAAUCUUCCAGAACAUAAGGUUGAAGAACUGAUCCCAGGGGCUGAUAAGUCAAGGUGGAUGGUGCAUAGUAAUCAUAACAUAAGAUGUUUCACAAAAUCUGAGGUAGAAAUCAUAACCAACAGCUAUAGAACUAUGAUCGGCAGAGGUGGCUUUGGAGAAGUAUUCCAAGGAGUUCUUGAGGACAGAAAUAUGGUUGCAGUGAAGAGGUUUAUCAACAAUGUGAAAGAUGAAGAUUUUGCUAAAGAGCUGAUUGUCCAUCGCGAAAUCAACCACAAGAAUGUAGUAAAGCUCAUCGGUUACUGUAUGGAGGAAAAUGCUCUAAUGAUGAUCACUGAAUUCAUCCCUAACGGAAACCUGAGUGAUGUUCUUCACCGUGACAGUGGUCACAUUUCACUGGACAUGCGACUUAGAAUCGCCACAGAGUGUGCGGAGGCAAUGGCAUACAUGCACUCUUACAUGUAUACUCAGGUCAUCCAUGGUGACAUCAAGCCUGCUAAUAUAUUGUUAGAUCACAGCUUUUGUGCCAAAAUAUCGGACUUUGGAAUUUCAAGGUUAGUCAACACAGAUGAUACGUUGUACACUGGUAAUAUAAAAGGAAGCAUAGGUUAUCUGGACCCUUUGUUUGCUCGGGAUGGAUGUCUCACUGUGAAGAGUGAUGUGUACAGUUUUGGAGUUGUCCUCCUGGAACUGAUCACUAGGAAAAAGGCAACAACGAAAGUGGGGGGAGUCAGCAUCAUUGACCUAUGUACAGAUGCUCUUUCAAGAGAAAUUAGAGGGGUUUUUGAUGACAAAAUCGCUAACCCAGAUAACAUGAACAUUCUUGAAGGGGUUGCAAAGCUAGCAGGUGAGUGCCUGAGGAUGGAAAGGGACAGACGUCCUGAGAUGAUUGCUGUGGCAGAGCGCCUUCGCAGGCUCAGGAAAGCUUCUCUUCAGGGACAAAAACGGAGAGGCUGGUUUUCUUGGGCCACCAAGAGCUUGCCUCCUGCACCUCCCUCUCCGGAACUGUACCGCAAGUUCUCGUUUGCAGAGAUGAAAGCUGCGACACAAAACUUUGACAAGUCCCUUCUUGUUGGUAAGGGUGAAUUUGGUAGGGUUUACCGUGGAAUGAUUGAUGGCAGCGGGACAAAUAUGGUGGCUAUCAAGUGUCUGAAGUGUCGACACACGGUAAAGAUUAGAUCGAUGCUUCGUCACCGUCAUCUUGUGCCAAUGAUUGGUUACUGUGACGAGGAUGAGAUGAUCCUGGUUUAUGAGUACAUGGCUCAUGGAAGUCUGCGUGAUCACCUGUUUGAGACACACAACUCACCCCUCACUAUGAAGUCACCCCUUAGCUGGAAGCAGCGUCUAGAGAUUUGCAUUGGCGCAGCUCGUGGCCUUCACUACCUUCACACAUGUGCAGAGAAGGCCAUCAUCCACCGCAACGUGAAGCUGGUCAAUAUUCUCCUGGAUAACGAGUGGGUCGCCAAGAUUUCAGAUAAUAUCGAGACUGAUCCAAUCACCGACACAAUAUGCAAUGCACACGGUAAUAUCUACGAUCCUGAAUACGACUCUACCGGCAGGCUAACUGAGAAAUCGGAUGUGUUUUCUUUCGGUGCUGUGUUGCUUGAGGUGCUCUGUGCCCGGCCAUUUCUGGGAAAAGAUUGCCUGUUACACUGGGCGGUCCGUUGCAAGGAAGAGGGCAACCUUCAUCAGAUUGUCGACUGUCACCUAAAGAGAAAGAUGGAUCCACACAGUUUGUUCAAGUUUGUCGAAACUUGUGAGAAGUGUCUUGCUAAUCUGAGUAUUGACCGGCCAUCAAUGGCGGAUGUGAUUGCCGACCUGGAGUACACACUUCAGUUGCAGGAGAGUGCAGAGGCUGGUGGCAGCAGGGCAGGUGAUGCAAUGAGCCUGGAGGUUGACAGCAAUACGGACUCCAUGGCCUGGUGGUACCUAUCAACGUCGUCUUCUGGCAGCUCCUGA